UGUCAUAUGAAAGUAUUUUGUCCAUCCAAAGUUUGAGUGAGGUUGAGAACCCAUGGAAAGGCAUUACUCUAAACCGUUGCAUAGUGUUGGCGAUCAUCAUUGUGCUUGUGAGCUCAGGGGUGAAUGAAGUACAUGGUGAGUGUUGAAACAUAUGAUAAAAAAUAUAUAUCUACAGUGGGGAGAACAAGUAUUUGAUACACUGCCGAUUUUGCAGGUUUUCCUACUUACAAAGCAUGUAGAGGUCUGUAAUUUUUGUCAUAGGUACACUUCAACUGUGAGUUGAAGCCACUCCUUAGUUGCCCUGGCUGUGUGUUUCGGGUCGUUGUCAUGCUGGAAGACCCAGCCACGACCCAUCUUCAAUGCUCUUGGGAUGGUGUUCUUGGGGUUGUACUCAUCCUUCUUCUUCCUCCAAACACGGCGAGUGGAGUUUAGACCAAAAAGCUCUAUUUUUGUCUCAUCAGACCACAUGACCUUCUCCCAUUCCUCCUCUGGAUCAUCCAGAUGGUCAUUGGCAAACUUCAGACGGGCCUGGACAUGCGCUGGCUUGAGCAGGGGGACCUUGCGUGCGCUGCAGGAUUUUAAUCCAUGACGGCGUAGUGUGUUACUAAUGGUUUUCUUUGAGACUGUGGUCUAAGGCACUGCAUCGCAGUGCUAACUGUGCCACUAGAGAUCCUGGUUCGAAUCCAGGCUCUGUCGCAGCCGGCCGCGACCGGGAGACUCAUGGGCGGCGCACAAUUGGCCCAGCGUCGUCCAGGGUAGGGAAGGGAAUGGCCGGCAGGGAUGUAGCUCAGUUGAUAGAACAUGGCAUUUGCAACGCCAGGGUUGUGGGUUCGAUUCCCACGGGGGGCCAGUAUAAAACAAAUAUGUAUUCACUAACUGUAAGUCGCUCUGGAUAAGAGCGUCUGCUAAAUGACUAAAAUGUAAAUGUAAAAUGAGGUGAGAUCUUGCAUGGAGCCACAGACCGAGGGUGAUUGACCGUCAUCUUGAACUUCUUCCAUUUUCUAAUAAUUGCGCCAACAGUUGUUGCCUUCUCACCAAGCUGCUUGCCUAUUGUCCUGUAGCCCAUCCCAGCUUUGUGCAGGUCUACAAUUUUAUCCCUGAUGUCCAUACACAGCUCUCUGGUCUUGGCCAUUGUGGAGAGGUUGGAGUCUGUUUGAUUGAGUGUGUGGACAGGUGUCUUUUAUACAGGUAACGAGUUCAAACAGGUGCAGUUAAUACAGGUAAUGAGUGGAGAACAGGAGGGCUUCUUAAAGAAAAACUAACAGGUCUGUGAGAGCCGGAAUUCUUACCGGUUGGUAGGUGAUCAAAUACUUAUGUCAUACAAUAAAAUGCAAAUUAAUUACUUAAAAAUCAAAAUGUGAUUUUCUGGAUUUUUGUUUUAGAUUCCGUCUCUCACAGUUGAAGUGUACCUAUGAUAAAAAUUACAGACCUCUACAUGCUUUGUAAGUAGGAAAACCUGCAAAAUCGGCAGUGUAUCAAAUACUUGUUCUCCCCACUGUAUCUAUCUCAAUGCGCACACAGACUAGCUCAUGCAUUAUCUCUUGUGGUUUAGAUGCUCUGGAAGUAUUUCUAGAGGAGAAUGAUCUUACUCAGAUGUUACUUGGAGGCACCGAUCUACAGCCAGAUGGCACAGCUCAGGUACUGGGACUUAUAGUUUACACUGAGUAUACCAACCCCCGAUACCACAGGAAACUGUUGAGCGUGAAAAACCCAGCAACGUUGCGGUUCUUGACACACUCAAACCGGUGAGCCUGGCACCUACUACCAUACCCCGUUCAAAGGCACUUAAAUAUUUUGUCUUGCCGAUUCACCCUCUGAAUUGCACACACAAUCCAUGUCUCAAUUGUCUCAAGGCUUAAAAAGUAUUAUUUAACCGGUCUCCUCUCCUUCAUAUACACUGAUUGAUGUGGAUUUAACAUUCGACAUCAAUAAGGGAUCAUAGCUUUGACAUGGAUUCACCUGGUCAGUCUAUUUUUAUUUCACCUUUAUUUAACCAGGUAAGCCAGUUGAUAACAAGUUCUCAUUUACAACUGCGACCUGGCCUAGAUAAAGCAAAGCAGUGCGAUAAAAACAACACAGAGUUACAUAUGGGGUAAACAAAACAUAGUCAAAAAUACAACAGAAAAUAUAUAUACAGUGUGUGCGAAUGUAGUACAUUUUGGAGGUAAGGCAAUAAAUAGGCCAUAGUGCAAAAUAGUUACAAUUGUGUUUUAACACUGGAAUGAUAGAUGUGCAAAAGAUGAUGUGCAAAUAGAGAUACUGGGGUGCAAAUUAGAAAAAUAAGUAACAAUAUGGGGAUGAGGUAGUUGGAUGGGCUGUGUACAGGUGCAGUGAUCGGUAAGCUGCUCUGACAACUGACGCCUAAAGUUAGUAUGUAAGUAGGACCCUGUGUAGCUCAGUUGGUAGAGCAUGGCGCUUGCAAUGCCAGGGUUGUGGGUUCGAUUCCCACGGGGGGCCAGUAUGAUUUUUCUUUAAAAUAAUGUAUUCACUCACUAACUAAGUCGCUCUGGAUAAGAGCAUCUGCUAAAAUGUACAUGUAAAUGUCGUGGAAAGAGCAGGUGUUCCUAAUGUUUUGUAUACUCAGUGUAUUUUCUAUAUAUGUCCUUCUCAUAACGAACACACUGAAUAACAAAUAAUUAAGCGCUCUGCUUUAGAACCUUAUGUUGUGCCCCUGGGUGUUCCUCUUCUCUCCCUCCAGCCUGCAGCCACUCUGUGGGACAGCUUGCUGAGUUGGGGAUCAGACGAUGGAAGAAAAGGAAAACCAAAGAGAAGAGGGGGAGUCUUGAGGAUCAGAAAUAGAGAUGUGUCUGACAAAGGGCUGUUAAAGGAAUGAUAGCGAGAUAGCAUUAUGGAGAAUGGUAAAGAGGCUAAUACAACAAAAUAGGCUGACAUUUUCUGAAAGAAUAAUCAAAUAAUGUCAGUUUGCCCAGUGUUUAUAUAAAAAAUAAAGGAUAUAUUGCAAGUUACUACUUUAGAAAGAACCAAUUUACAGAACAAUUAUCAUACAAAAACAAUUUUAUUUGUCACAUGCCCCAAAUACAACAGGUGGACUACUGCAAAACGCUUACUUACGAGCCCUUUCCCAACAAUGCAGUCAAAAAGUCAUACAUACAUCACAAUGAUCUUAAAUGCACCAUACACAGUCUUAUAUGAAGUCUAAUCUGAUCAUGCAUAAUCUGUUUGCAUAAAUGUUUUUCAUAUUUAGAGGGUAUACAGAAAUCAAUUCAAAUGAAUAACAUUUGCUGGUUCCCAUCUCAUAUUCGAUGAUAUAUUCUUUUAGCCUUUAAUAUGCAUUUUCAUUGGAUGCAAAUUGAUAAUGAUCAAACGGUAUUUGAAAGAACCAAUAUGUGCACUGUGCCAUUGACUUUGCGAUUGACAUUGAUGAGUAACAAAAAGUGUAUUAAAAUGUAAAAUCAGCUAAUAUUUGGCAGAACAUGAUUGAGCAUAGGUGGAGAAUUAGAUGUGGUGAUGAUGAUGAUGCAUUUACAAUAAACAAAAUUAUUGACUUUUUCUGAGUAAUGGUCCACCCAUGCAGUUGGCCUGGUCCUUGCCAUUAUUACAGUCAUUGGACCACAUGGAGGAAUCAGCGGCAACCACACUCCUUGGUCACCAUGUUGGGUUUGAUGGAGAUCUUGGUUCCAUCCU
Coregonus sp. 'balchen' is the source of this 3645-nucleotide messenger RNA. NCBI's taxonomy places the organism in Eukaryota, Metazoa, Chordata, Actinopteri, Salmoniformes, Salmonidae. The record is from the annotation of a GenBank genome assembly.